AUGGAGCAGCCUGGGCUGUGGCCCCCAGUGUACGGAGCCCGAGGGCCCUCCUCCCACAUACACCCACAACACCCCGCUGUGUACUCCCGCUCGCAGUUUCUACGGCAACAGGAGCUGUACGCUCUCCAGCAGCAUCAACAGCAUCAUCAUCUGCAGCAGCAGCAUCAACACCAACAGCAACAGAGUCACCAGUCACACCCCCAGUCACACCCCCAGUCACACCCCCAGUCACACCCCCAGCCACAGCCACAGCCACAGCCACAGCCACAGCCACAGCCCCAGCAGCACCACAGGGCAGCACAGACCAUGGAGCUUCAACACAGACCCAACCACGCCCAGGUGCAGAAGAGACCAGAGUCAGUGGAGUUGGAGGAGCUGCUCUCUGAGCCACCAGGUUCUAAACCUUCCAAACCCUACUCCUUACCACAGAAACACCCCCACCCCGGGGCCUGCACUGCUCACCUGUCCCCCUGCUGCCAGUCCCAGUCCCCCACCCUGCGCCCCCACCCUAAGAGCACCCCAUCCACCCCCUGCCCCGCCCCUAGCCCGGCAGCCGCCGCCCCUCGGUCUCCGGAAAUCAGUCCCGCCCCCCCACAGCUGCCAAAAGGGGCGGAGACCCAGGACAAGAGAGGAGAGGGACAGCCCCUGCAGGAUUACCCACAAUCCCUGGAGCCUGACUUGCCUCCUGGAUACACCUACCCUGCCAUCGCCAUGGGUUACAGGAGCUGCACAUCGCCCCACGAUGUCCGAUUGGCCGAGCCAGCUGACCUGGAGGCGGUCCAGGUGGAGCCUGCUGAGAAUGCUCCCCAGCCUCUCUCCAGCCUCGGGGCGGAGCUAGAGUGUCAGGCCAUGGUGAGGCCCCUCCCACACCAGGAAGUGGAGGAGGAAGAGGAGGGGCAAAAGGAAGAGGAGGUGCAGAGAGAGGAGGUGGAAGCCAGAGAAGCAGCAGGCAGCUGUGGACCUCCAGAUCAGGAGCAUAGGGAGGAGCAGGAGGAGGAGGUGUCAGUGUGUCCUCCUGCAGAGAGCCGUGUGUGUGUGACCGCCUCCUGUCCCAUCCCUAUCCCCCUCUCUGAGGAGGAGAACCACAGAGAUGACCCCACCUCCACCCUGGAGGAGCAGGAGGAGGAGGUGUCAGUGUGUCCUCCUGCGGAGAGCCGUGUGUGUGACACCGCCUCCUGUCCCAUCCCUAUCCCCCUCUCUGAGGAGGAGAACCACACCUCCACCCUGGAGGAGCAGGAGGAGGAAAAGUGCAAGGUGGAGAGAGGACAGCAGCAGGAGGUGGCAGGAGAACAGGAGGAGCAGGACUCCACCAUCAUCGACCUGGACCCUCCCUGCCCUGCCCAGCCCCACCAGGAGGCACAUACUGAGGAGGAAGAGGAGGGAGGAGAGGAGGAGAGUACUCCUAAUGAUGACAACCACUCAGUAGAGUUGGUGUGCCUCUCCCCCUCCUCUCCCUCUCUGUGCCCCAGCCAGUCUAUCAUCACCCUCUCCACCCCCCUGAAACCCAUUGUGCCUAGUUACUGGAGCCUAGAGCUGCUGAUCGCUGCGGCCUUCUGUGCCGAGGUCCCUCCGUUUCCCAUGCUGGCCUCCAGCACCCUCCAGCCCCAGGCCUGUGACACCCAUCCCUGCCCCAGCCACCCCCACCACGGCAUGGAGCUGCUCAGCGAGCUGGCCGACCUGGAGCUCCAACAGCACCGACACAACACAGGAGAGAGCCAAGGAGAGGAGAUGUUGAUCUUUGACCUCCAGAGUCUUGCCACCCUGGCAGCAGCCCGUGCCUUGGAGCUGGGUGCCCAGGAGGGUAGCGGGGAGGGUGCCGGGCGGCACUACCCGGCCCGCAAGACCCUCAACCUGCGCAGGAAAUACAGCUGGACACCUCGCCACGAACCGGCAUGCCCGGCCAAGGGCACCAUGGAGAGGAUGGAGGGUCCGGAGCUGGCCAUGCGGGUGAAGCUGGCAGAGCUCCAGAGGCGCUACAAAGAGAAACAGAGGGAGUUAGCCAAGCUACAGAGGAAGCAUGACCACCAGAAGGAGGAAACACCUCGCAGCCCUGCUCGUAGAGGACCGGGGCGGCCCAGGAAACGUAAAUCAACCCCCACCGCUGGCCCAGGCUCCUCCUCUGAGACCCAGAGGAAAGUCAAGUCGUUAGGGGCGGGACUUGGCCUGUCGCCCGAGGACCUGCUGGGAGGAGGGGGUGGGGACGCCCAGAGGAAAAAGAAGAAGCUGUCCAAUCGGGGCUUUGAGCGGCUCGGCGCGGCAGAGAUAAAAGUGCAUGGCAGUAGCAGAAAGAGUGUCCUCCACGGUGUCCUCAGCUCUAAGCUGGCCCGUGACGUGGCCCAUCAGCAGCUCAGACAGCACAAGGCCCAGGGCGGGAAGAGGACUGGGAUGGGGGUGGGACCACGGGAUAAGGAGGAGGCGGCCUCUGCGGCGAGCUCUGCCCCAAAGCACCAUGGACAUCGAGGCCAGGCCACCUCCAAGGCCGAGUCCAGACGAGUCAUCAACGAGUCCGGCGGUCAGAGUGACACAGCAGCCAGUGCAGACAGCGGCGGCCAGGAGGGCUGGACGGGGACCCCGCUGAUGAUGCGUGGGGGCAGGAGGAAAGGGAUGGGUGGAGCUCUCGGGGUCCAGGGGUCCGCACGGCUGCAGCAGCCCAGGGCCAGGGUCCUCCGAGCCAGGAGUCAGGAAGCCAUGGAGGGCGGAGAGACCUCCCCUACAGAGAGUGAAUCAUCCAACCAGGAAGACGAAGAAGAGGAAGGAAGUUUUGACAGUGACGAAGGACAAGACAUCAAAGCACAACCAUCCCGAGACGUCUCUUCAUGCUCCACUGUGACUGGACCAUCCCCCUCGUCUGUCGUCAAGCUGGAGGCCAAUCAGAAAGCCCGGAACAAAAAAGAGAGGCAGGAGCUUUAUGGUUCCCAGAGUCUGUCUGGGGCAGAGGGAGAGGUAAAGGUGAGGAAGAGGGCCCCCUGUAGGCUUGGCAUGGUCACUGCAGCCAAGAAGCACCCAGAGUACCAGGACCAGUCAGAGGGGAUGAGGAGGGCCGGCGGACCCAGGUCCCAGGAGCCUCGCCGGGAGAGCCUAGGGACCAGGGGCAGCCUCUACCGGAGGACCAUGGGGCCGGUCACCUUCCCCACCACCAGUGAGAGGCUGAAGAGGGCCACACGCAAGAGCACCAUGCUGAGGGGACCCAUUAACAAGAGGAGAGGUUGCUGGUCAGGCGGUGUCCAAUCACCUCAGAGUGACGACAACACGUGCAGGGGGAGGAGGAUCCGAAACAAACAGCCCAAGGGCCGUGCAGUGAGCCGUCUACUAGAGAGCAUGGCGGCGGACGAGGGCUUUCAGAUGGAUGAGGAUGAUAGCAGCUUCUCAGAGGGGGAUGAGGACAGUAACCCAUCAUACCCUCACAUCCCCAGGAGUACACUAGCAGCCCCCAGCUGUGUCCUGACCAGACAGCUGCUGACAGAUGGACUCAGGGUGCUGAUCUCCAAGGAGGAUGAACUUCUCUAUGCAGCCCGGGUCCACACACUGGAGCUGCCAGACAUCUACAGCAUUGUUAUUGACGGGGAGAGAGGAAAUCGCCCCAGAAUCUACUCACUGGAGCAACUGCUGCAGGAAGCGGUCCUGGAUGUGCGUCCAGAGACAGAGUCGGUGCUCUCUGAGGGGACGAGGGUGUGUGCCUACUGGAGUGAACGCUCUCGCUGCCUAUACCCAGGCAACAUACGUCAAGGUGGUUCCGGGGAGGAGGGGAAGCAGGGAGGUGUAAUGGUGGAGUUUGAUGACGGAGACAGGGGGAGGAUCUCCCUCCUAAACAUCCGCCUCCUCCCCCCGGGCUACCAGAUCCACUGUGCGGAGUCGUCCCCUGCCCACCUGGUGUCUAGCGGCCGGGCGGCUCGGAGGAGCUUCAGUCUGGAAAAAGCCCCCCUGAGUGAGAGAGUCUCUGAGAGACAGGCCAGCACAGAGCCAGUCAGGAGACGACCAGGGAGACCCAAAGGUUCAGGGAAGAAGAAGAACCUGUCAGACAGCACCAAUAGGAACGCAGCCCCUCCGCUCAGCUGGCCGGCUGUGGCUGUCCCCAGGAAGAGGGCCUGUGAAAAUCUGUUCCAGCUCAACGGGACUCCCAGGAAGGCCCAGAGGGGGACGAGGGAGGCACAUCUGUUCCCCCUGCCCCCGGCCCCUGUCUCUGCCCCAACCAAGGGUCUGUUCAGCAGCAGCUCCUUCGAGGUUGACUCCUUCAGCAGCAUCGCUAACGGCUACUCCUCCUUCUGUAGCACCCAGCCCACCGGCAUGUCCCUGGGUUCCAGGACCGGGCCCUAUGUCCAGAGACGGAGGCCCGGCGAGGUGCCGCGGAGCAGCAGGAAGAGCAGUCAGGAGUUCCUGGUCAAACUGGAUCACGAGGGGGUGACUUCACCCAAGACGAAGAACAGCAAGGCCCUGCUGCUGCUGGGCGGUGGCUCUGGGUUCGGGGCCAAAGGCGUGGGCGGCCUCCCCAGGCCUGAGGCCUACACCCACCCAGUCCUGCUGGUCAAGGACAACAGGAAGGGAGUUUCUGCCACAAGGGCUGAGCUCCACAAGGGUGCCCCUCCUCCACAGAGGAAGGCUUCUCCCUCCCUGGCUAUUGGGGAGUACGGUGUCGGCGAGCUUGGUCUCAGCUGCCAUCGGGACUGCCACAGCUCCUACUCGGACCUGGACAACGAAGAGGAGGAGGAAGAGGAGGAGAGGAGGAGGAGAAGGGGGGCUGCGCUGGCCACAGCAGCCUCUGGAGGACUGAGGACGGCGGGAAGCUUUCUCUCGCGCCUCUCCGUCUCAUCCUCUUCCUCUGGUUCCUCAAGUUCGUCCAGCUCUGGCUCCAUGUCCAGUUCCAGCCUGUGCUCCUCGGAUAACGACUCGUCCUACAGCUCGGAGGAUGAGGAGAGCUCCACACUGCUGCUACAGAGCUGCCUGUCCUCCCACCAUGGCCUGCUGCAGUCCCCUGAGCCCCCGGCUGCAGCCGGACCCCACCAGGGCCAACAGUCCUUCGUGGCCAAGGCCGUGGCCGUAUCCAACACCAAGGGAGGAGGAGCCACCAACGACCACAGUGCCAACAACAAGCUUCUCAAAAGGAAGGAGUGUAGCAGCUCGUCCCCCUCCAAACCCCCCAGAGACCUGGUGAAGAGGCAAAGGGUUAUCCCCGGUGAUGCAGGACCAAGACCCAAGAUGAACACGUUCCUACCGGGAAGACAGAUGUGGAGGUGGUCGGGGAACCCCACUCAGAGGCGGGGGCUGAAGGGGAAGUCCAGGAAGCUGUUCUACAAGGCCAUCGUACGGGGAAGGGACACGGUGCGAGUGGGCGACUGUGCCAUGUUCCUCUCUGCCGGCCGGCCCCACCUACCCUACGUGGGCCGCAUCGAGAACUUCUGGGAAUCCUGGAGCUCCGACAUGGUGGUGAAGGUCAAGUGGUUCUACCACCCAGAGGAGACCAAGUUGGGCAAGAGGCACCGCGACAGCAAGCACGCUCUGUAUCAGUCGUGCCACGAGGACGAGAAUGACGUCCAGACAAUCUCCCACAAGUGCCAGGUGGUGAGCCGCGAGGAGUAUGAGCACAUGGCCCGCGGCCAGAAACCCAGCAGCAGCGUGACCACCCAAGGCCUGUACUAUCUGGCUGGCACCUAUGACCCCACCAGAGGUCAACUGCUCACUGCUGAGGGGGUGGCCAUCGUCUGCUGAGCUGAGGACAUCUUGUCCUCAGGAUACUACUGAACCACCCAUCUGAUGGGAAAUGAAGGUGAAGGUCCCCACAGCUUUGCCUGAAGGACCCCUGGCCUGACUCAGUCCGUAGGAGGGUUCCCAGAUGGGUCAGUCCUGGAGGAAGUGAAGGUCAAGGUGCCUGUGGCUUUGCCUGAAGGACCCCUGGCCUGACUCAGUCCGUAGGAGGGUUCCCAGAUGGGUCAGUCCUGGAGGAAGUGAAGGACCCCUGGCCUUAGUCAGUGCUGACUAGUGGUGGACGUCAGGGCCAAGGCAGGGCUGUCCCCUGUCUACACUGGAUAUCUCAACACAUGUGGCUGCUAGACUGGGGUGUAGUUAGAAGAAGAGGAGGGGGUAGCCAUUCACAGCAGUGAACCCCAUUCUGCUCCCAUCCUCACUGGGUAACUAAAGACAAAGGUCUGGGUCCUGAACAACCAGAAUCCAGGGGGUCAAUGACACCCGACUGACUUUCCAUUGGUCCAACUUAACAUCUCUUUAGUUUAGACUGAGGAUGGCAUGUUUGAGGGACUGUUUCACACCUCAUCGUUACACCACUCACCCAUCAUAGGUCACCAAAUUAGAGCUGAACAUAGGUUUGGAUUGGACAGCUCAAGGCACCAUUAGGUCGCUCCGGACCAGGCCUGUGGUUGCCUCAUUUCAGCUGAGUGCGUGAGUGAGUGAGUGAGUGAGUGAGUGAGGUAUGGGAUGUACUCUCCAUAGUUCGUCUUCAUGAUUCCAGGGAUGAUAAAAUAUAUAUAAGAUGUCCAUGAUAAAGAUGUAAAUAUUUGGGAUAAUUUUUCCAGUCAAGCCAUACACUUCAGUACCUCUUGUCUCUCUUAUGGAUCAGGUGUAUACUGUACAGGUCAGUUAUCUGUUCUUUUUGUUGUUGUUGUCUAUAUGUAUAUAACAACUAUUUUAUAUACAAGUAUAUAUGAAAGGUAUCUUUCCAUGUUUUUUUAUUGAUUUAUUUUUCUAUGAGGGGUGAAUAUGGCUCUUUGUGUUUUUCUUUGGGACGAUGAGCAUAAGAUGUAAAAGUGUUGCACUACACAUGACCUGCUGAGACAGACAGACAGAGAGACAGACAGACAGACAGACAGAGGGAGAGCACAGAAAUGAGAGAAGGAUAUGACAGGAGAUAUGACAUCCUGUUUAAGUGUAAAUGUGUCCUUAAAUGUGUUACUUUCCACAUGUGUUAUUUUGUUUUAUAACCAUCUUUAUUUAUGUACUUUUCAGUUGUUCCUCGCUACAAAGCAGAUCCACGUGGACUGCAUUCACGGGUUACAAAAGAAUACUAUUAACAAGUGAGAAAUACAGAUAUUUACAUAUAUUUAUUUUUAUUAGUAUUGAAAUACAUUCUAAUAUUGCCCUGGCAUCACUUUAACUAUGCCAUUGUGGCAUGCUCUCCACAUCAUUCAAUUCAAAAUGAGUUGGUCUGCAUAUGCAGGUGUAUAGAAGCGCUAUACUUCAAGUACACAUUUGGACCUGUAAAAACCAAAGCUUCUACUCUGUAAGAUCUUCAUGAAGUACUAUGGAAGUAGUACUUAGGAAGAACAUCAAGCAGCUGUGUUAUUCAGAGAUCCCUGGGAACUUAAUAAUCAAACUGUUUCUCACUCUGAGAAUACAAGACAUCCCCCGAUGUGCAUAUAUGGCUUUGCUUUGUGACAAUGGGUUUUCUUGCACACGUACCUGUAGCUCUGUGAGGUCCAAAGUCCCUGUGGCAAAAAUUCAUCAGUGACCUGCAACAGGUGGCUGAUAAGGUCAUACCAAGGUCAAGGUACUGUCAACAUCAAAAAAAGGUUUGAAUAUUGACAAUUUGUUGAAGAUUCGUCAGUUGGGUUUAUUGAUUAAAUAAUAGACAUGCCUCUUAAUUAGGAACACACAUGCACUCAAUGUUAACGGUGAAGGACAAUCAAAUUCACAAAGCAAUGGAUAUAGUUUAAAAGUCUCACUUAAUCAAAAUAUUGCUUUUAAAUGUUUUAUUUUAUUUUGUGCCAAAUACAUUUUGUCUCAGCCUCUGUCGUUUUGAUAUGUAAUCCUGACUAUAUUUUUAUGUUCUUAACGAUGUUUUAUUUGCUCAUCAUCAACCUUUAUUUAUUGUCAAUGUUGCUGUUUGCUCGUCAAGCCAUGAGCUCUCCAUGACAACGUGACGUUGUUUCUCCAUGUGAUGUCACAUUUGGAUGAGUUAAUAACAGUUUGGUCUUUGAAGAGGCUGCACAGUAAAAAGGAAUACAGGAUCACUGGAUUAUUCUCAUCCACAAACCUCUCUGAAUAACUUCCUGUUUGGACCGGACCCUCCUGCUCUCUGUCUGCGGUGGUGCGACUGACUGACUUCAUCGCAGACGUUUCAUUGCAUCAACCAAUAGUUAUGAGCCACAGUCCGACAUCAGAUUGCUAUGUCGUAUGAUGUGGUUAGCAGAUAUGUUAAACACACGAGUGUUGAGAUAUGGCAGGCGUCUGCAAUUUAGUCAGGCAGGAACGCCACCGAUGACUCUGCACCCCGGGUUAGAUCACGGGCUGUAUCACAACCGGCCGUGAUCGGGAGUCCCAUAGCGCGGCGCACAAUUGGCCCAGUGUCGUCCGGGUUCGAGGAGGGUAUGGCCGGUGUAGGCCGUCGUUGUAAAUAAGAAUUGGUUCUUAACUGACUUGCCUCGUUAAAUAAAGGUUAAAUAAGAAGGGAAAAGCUCCAUCUCAGGGUCCUCAUUGUCUGUGACUUCCUGAAAGAUUGACCUCCCAUUUGUUUCAAGCAACAUUUUUUAACUGUCGCAUAAGGCCGAGAUGUGUGUGUUUGUGUGGCCGGGAUGUUUGUGUGUGUGUUUGUAUGUGCAUGCGUAUGUAUGUUUGCGUGUGUGUGUGUGUUUGUAUGUGCAUGCGUAUGUAUGUUUGCGUGUGUGUGUGUGUGUUUGUAUGUGCAUGCGUAUGUAUGUUUGUGUGUGUGUGUGUUUGUAUGUGCAUGCAUAUGGAUGUUUGUGUGUGUGUGUGUGUUUGUAUGUGCAUGCAUAUGGAUGUUUGUGUGUGUGUGUGUGUUUGUAUGUGCAUGCAUAUGGAUGUUUGUGUGUGUGUGUGUGUUUGUAUGUGCAUGCAUCUGGAUGUUUGUGUGUGUGUGAGUGUGUGUGUGUUUGUAUGUGCAUGCGUAUGUAUGUUUGCGUGUGUGUGUGUGUGUUUGUAUGUGCAAGCGUAUGGAUGUUUGUGUGUGUGUGUGUGUGUGUGUGUGUGUGUGUGUGUGUGUUUGUAUGUGCAUGCGU
Oncorhynchus masou masou (cherry salmon) is the source of this 8963-nucleotide messenger RNA. Its product is annotated as BAH and coiled-coil domain-containing protein 1-like. NCBI's taxonomy places the organism in Eukaryota, Metazoa, Chordata, Actinopteri, Salmoniformes, Salmonidae. The record is from RefSeq and is a predicted model, not a curated record. Gene Ontology annotation, molecular function: chromatin binding.